Messenger RNA from Exophiala viscosa, 1004 nucleotides. Its product is annotated as HD domain-containing protein. Gene Ontology annotation, molecular function: 5'-deoxynucleotidase activity. The transcript has 2 exons. Gene Ontology annotation, cellular component: cytoplasm. Lineage: Eukaryota; Fungi; Ascomycota; Eurotiomycetes; Chaetothyriales; Herpotrichiellaceae. Bases 297 to 881 code for a protein of 194 amino acids. The record is from RefSeq and is a predicted model, not a curated record.
AACACCUUAUCCAUUGCCACCUCGCAAUGUAAGUAAUAAGCCUUCCUGACGAACGAUCGCUUGCUGACAACAGAAACUCAGUGGCGCAACCAUGGAUUAGAAGCGGCCAUACCUCUCUUCUACCCAAGCCAGACCCAUGGUCUGUCCGAGCCGUCCUCAAAGACCUGCCGAACCCGCCAGUGGAGAACACAUUUUCGCCAGUUUCAUUUUUCCACUACGUCGAGCGAUUGAAGGUUGAAAAGCGCGAAGGAUGGCGACGAUUUGGCAUCUCAAAAGGCGAAUCGAUUGGAGACCACAUGUACCGCAUGUCCAUUAUCACCAUGCUUGCACCCCCUGAAUUGAGUUCGAAACUGGACAUCCCGCGGUGUACGAAGAUGGCGCUGAUCCAUGAUAUGGCUGAAGGACUGGUCGGCGACUUGACUCCUGUGGAUGGCGUCCCGAAACCGGAGAAGAGCAGACGUGAGGCAGAGACCAUGGAUUGGGUGACUGAGUCUCUGCUGGGCAAGGUCCACGGUGGCAUACCAGGAAAAGAGAUCCGCGCAGUCUGGCAAGAGUACGAGGAUAGUGAGACUUUGGAGUCCAAAUUCGUGCAUGACGUCGACAAGAUUGAGCUGAUCCUGCAAAUGGUUGAAUACGAGCGGUCGAGCAAUUGUGAAGUUGACCUCAGCGAGUUCAGCUGGGUAUCGAGAAAAAUCUACUUGGAUGAGAUGAAGGCAUGGGCGCAAGAGAUCUUAGAUGAGAGAGCAGAGUUGUGGAAGAGCAAGAACAUGCAGCCCCGCGAGCCAACAACGGCAGCAACAAUCAAGGAGCAGCAAAAUGAGUACUAUGGCAAUGGUGACGCCGCUACGAAUGGAAAAGAAGAGGCAAAUGGACAUGCAUAAUGGGAGAUGAAAUGAGGUGGCACCAUGAGGUCUGUGUUGUGACUGCUGUGUAACGAUUGAUACCCAGAAACGUGAAGCGAUAGACGGCGUGCAAAUGCAACAAUGGCAACAAGUUUGGAUCAA